This is a messenger RNA of Propithecus coquereli (Coquerel's sifaka), 2242 nucleotides long. It is a transcript of the gene MTBP, whose product is annotated as MDM2 binding protein. The transcript is spliced from 18 exons. Gene Ontology annotation, cellular component: kinetochore. The record is from RefSeq and is a predicted model, not a curated record. Gene Ontology annotation, biological process: regulation of protein ubiquitination; traversing start control point of mitotic cell cycle; protein localization to kinetochore. NCBI's taxonomy places the organism in Eukaryota, Metazoa, Chordata, Mammalia, Primates, Indriidae. Bases 50 to 2242 code for a protein of 730 amino acids.
UUUGGAUGUGGAAGGGGAGACCUAAAACUGGGAGUGAUCUCUGAAGAGGAUGGAUCGGUACCUGCUACUGGAGAUCUGGGGGGAAGGAAGAUUCCCAUCGGUGGCCAGUGAAGAAGCGGAGCAAGGGCCAGAGAUGUCGUCGGUUGAGGGUAUUGAUAAGCAGCCGGACUUCACAGCAGCAAAUAUUUAUCACCUCCUGAAAAGAAGCAUUAGUGCUUCAAUUAAUCCAGAAGAUAGUACUUUUCCUGCCUGUUCGGUGGGUGGUAUACCUGGUUCCAAGAAGUGGUUCUUUGCAGUGCAAGCAGUAUGUGGAUUUUAUCAGUUUUGUAGUUCUGAUUGGCAAGAGAUACAUUUUGAUAUGGAAAACGAUAAAAUUGAAGAUGUUUUUCAAACAAAUACCGAAGAAUGUUUGAGUGCUGCUGAGUGUUUUGAAGAAGAAGAUAAUAAUAGCAGGGAGUCGUUAUCCUUGGCUGAUCUUUAUGAAGAGUCUGCAGAAAAUUUGCAUCAGUUAUCAGACAAGCUUCCUGCUCCUGGUAGAGCAAUGAUAGAUAUAAUACUGUUGCCCUCUGACAAAGAUCCUCCUAAAUGGAAAGACUGUUUACCUACUAUAGGAGCAUUAAAACAUUUGAAGGAAUGGUAUUCAGCAAAAAUUACCAUAGCAGGAAAUCACCAUGAAAUACUAAAGAGCUAUAUUCCAGAUGUUGAAGUGAAAGGAGAGUGUUCUAGCUAUUAUCUCUUGUUACAAGGUAAUAGCAAUAGAAGGUGUAAAGCUACAUUGAUUCACUCAGCCAACCAGAUCAAUGGCUCGUUUGUACUCAGUUUAAUUCAUGGAAAGAUGAAAACAAAGACAGAAGAAGCCAAAUUGAGCUUUCCUUUUGACUUAUUAUCACUUCCACAUUUUUCUGGGGAGCAAGUUGUACAGAGAGAAAAAAAGUUAGCUAAUGUUCAAGUUUUGGCUUUGAAAGAAUGCCUGAAAAGGAGAAAGUUGGCAAAGCAGCCUGAAACCGUUUCUGUUGCUGAACUCAAAAGUCUGUUAAUACACACAAGGGAACGCUUUUUAGAUCAUUUUGAUGCUAUUACUCUUAAAACAAUUCCAAGAAAGACAGACAAAAUUAAAACCUCUAAUAUGUUAAGUGAUUCUAGUCCAGUAGCACCUGAUUCCUCAAGUCUAAUGGAAACCAAUCCUCUGGAGUGGCCAGAAAGGCAUGUUCUUCAAAAUUUGGAAACUUUCGAAAAAGCUAAACAAAAAAUGAGAACUGGUUCAUUACCUCGUUCAUCUGAACAGUUGCUGGGUCACAAAGAGGGUCCUCGGGAUUCAAUCACACUAUUGGAUGCUAAAGAAUUGCUGAAAUACUUUACCUCAGACGGGUUACCAGUAGGAGAUCUUCAACCUUUACCAAUUCAAAAGGGGGAAAAGUCUUUUGUUCUGACACCAGAACUCAGUCCUCGGAAACUUCAGGUCUUACCUUUUGAGAAAGCCUCAGUAUGUCAUUAUCAUGGAAUUGAAUAUUGCUUGGAUGACCGAAAAGCUUUGGAAAGAGAUGGGGGAUUCUCUGAGCUUCAAUCUCGUCUUAUUCGUUAUGAAACUCAAACUACCUGCACCAGAGAAAGUUUUCCAGUACCUACUGUUUUGAGCCCUCUUCCAUCUCCUGCAGUUUUGUCAGAGACUGGAAGUGUCCCUGAUGGAGAAUCUUUACAAAGUGAACUUCAAACUGAAGUAUCCAGAUUGAAACGGAGAUCUAAAGAUCUGAAUUGCCUUUAUCCAAAAAAAAGACUUGUGAAAUCUGAAAGUUCAGAUUCUCUCCUUUCUCAGACCAGCGGCAACGGUAAUCAUCAUCAUCACGCGGUGACGUCCAGAAAGCCACGGGCAGAGCGGUUGUUAUCAGUGACAUGUCCAUUGGUUCCACUUCCCAGCUGUGAAACUCCAAAAGUCAGUGCAAAGGCCAGUUCAGGUCACAAAAGUAUGCAUGAAUCAAAAACAUCCAUGCAAAUUAAGGAAUCAAGAUCACAGAAACACACGCGGAUAUUGAAGGAAGUAGUUGCUGAAACCCUGAAGAAACACAAUAUUACUGAGGCUCAUGAAUGUUUUACUGCAUGCAGCCAGCGUCUCUUCGAAAUCUCUAAGUUCUACCUAAAGGAUCUUAAAACUUCAAGGGGUCUAUUUGAAGAAAUGAAGAAAACAACAAACAACAAUGCUGUGCAGGUGAUCGAAUGGGUAUUAGAAAAGACAAGCAAGAAAUGA